This is a messenger RNA of Pollicipes pollicipes, 920 nucleotides long. RefSeq lists its product as uncharacterized. The coding region runs from base 161 to 889 and encodes 242 amino acids. Lineage: Eukaryota; Metazoa; Arthropoda; Thecostraca; Pollicipedomorpha; Pollicipedidae. The transcript has 3 exons. The record is from RefSeq and is a predicted model, not a curated record.
AGCGAGGAGGGACGCGCCCGAGCGCCCGCCACUGCAGCCUCCAGCUCAUCUCCCGCUCUCCGACGCCCAGGUCCGACCGCGCAGCAUGGCUGAGAUCUACCGCCCGGUCCGGCCGCCGUACUGGACGCGCCCGAGCCGCCCCCGGCCCGCGCGCUGAGCCAUGCUCAAGUGGCUGACGCCCCGGCGGCCGCCGUCCGGACCCGGCCCGUUCACCGACGACCCGCUGGCCACGCUGUCGGCCCGCUCGGAGCGCAGCCGGGAGCCCGUCUACGGCGUCACCAGGGUGAACCCGCUCUUCCGCGAGGGGCCGUCGACGGCGCGCGAGGCCGGCUCCUCGGAGGAGGAGGGAGAGGACAGCCGGCCGGGCUCGGCGGCGGAAGAGGACGCCGGGCCCGGCUCCUCCAGCGGGGUCAGCGGGGUCAGCGAGCGUGACACGGAACGGCUGAGCGUGACCUCAGCGGGGCCCGCGCGGCGCCCGCUUGGCACCCCGCCGCCCGAGCGGGACCGGUGGCCGCGUGACCGAGGUCGCCACGCCGUCACCGCCGCCGCCGAGCCGCCGCCGCCCGAGGCGCGCUGGGACGAGGUCCAGACGCGCCAGAGGCGGGUGCGGCCGCUACGCGCUGGCCAGGGCUGGGCGGGGCUCGAUGUCCUGGCUCUGGAUGGCACGUUCGUCAGCGGAAUCGCCGUGAAUCUGGCCCGCCGGCCGCCAAAGUCCGACGCUCUGCUUCACCCCUGUACCUGCACGUCGCCAGUCCUCUCAAAAGGCACCAGCGAGGCGAGCUCGCCCGAGGCUUCUGAAGAAUCCCGACUUUGUCAAGAGCGUAACAGUAGCGACUGUGACAGCAAAACCGGCCGUCUGCCCGAAGCUGGAGGUAACGAAGAGUUCUGAGUACGUUGUAGCCAUCACUACAAGAUGCACA